Messenger RNA from Prorocentrum cordatum, 306 nucleotides. The record is from the annotation of a GenBank genome assembly. NCBI's taxonomy places the organism in Eukaryota, Dinophyceae, Prorocentrales, Prorocentraceae.
AUGCAGGUGAAGGCCACCAAGGAGGGCAUCACAUUCACAGUCCAGGGCGACAUGGGUGCUGGCAAUGUCAUGCUGAAGCCGCGCGCGGCGGAGAAGCCCGAGGACGCGGUGAGCCUCACCGUGCACGAGCCAGUCUCCGCCACCUUCGCGCUGCGCUACCUGGUGAACUUCGCCAAGGCCGCGCCGCUGUGCGGCACUGUGGAGCUCGGGCUCGGCCCGGACGCGCCUCUGCUUGUGAGGUACAACCUCGAGAACGCGGACAAUGGCCACUUGCAGUUCUACUUGGCACCGAAGAUUGACGAGUGA